AUGUAUAUGUCUUUGGACUCCGAAACAAAACAUUCCUUAGGGUGGAAGGUGUACAACGCAUGCCUGCAAUCAAUUCCAAUUUGGAUGCAAAAAGAACUACAUUGUCGUGUCGUGAAUGACUUUUUACCGACACAAAAUUUAGCAUUUGCACGACUUUUCAUUUUUUCGAUCGAUUCAAACACGUCGUUUUUUUCAACAACACUUGCAAACGAACCAACCAACAACAAAGGACAUCACCCAACACAUAUAUCCAAUUCCUUUCCGCCAAUGGUCGUUUUAGCAGCUUCAAUCUGUACCCGUGGUGGUAAACCAUUAUUAUCAAGACAAUUCAGAGACAUUUCCAAAGACAGAAUUACUGCCCUUUUGGCUAAUUUCCCAAGUUUGAUUUCCAAUUCAUCAAGUCAACAUACCACCGUUGAAGAUGAGAAUGUCAGAUAUGUUUAUCAACCAUUGGAAGAGUUCUACAUUGUUUUAAUCUCAAACAAGACUUCCAACAUAUUGCAAGAUAUUGAUACUUUACAUCUUUUCGCCUCAGCUGUCAGUAACUUGUUACGAAAUGUUGAUGAACGAGAAAUUUUUGAUUGUGCGUUCGAUAUAAUUGAUGCAUUUGAUGAAAUUAUUAAUAUGGGAUAUAAAGAGAACUUAACUAUUAGUCAAGUUCAGACAUUUUUGGAAAUGCAUUCUCAUGAAGAGAAAAUCCAAGAAAUUAUUGAAAGAAAUAAAGAAUUUGAAGCUGCUGAAGAGAGGAAAAGAAGAGCUAAGGAGAUUCAAAGAAGAGAAUUGGCUAAUAGAAACAACGAUGAUUUUGGUCAAAGAUUUGGUGGUUCCGGUGGUGCCUCGUAUUCGAACUUGAGUCAACCUACUACACAACCAGUUUAUCAACCUCCUUUACCUAUCGAAACAGAAAAAGAACCCAAAUCUACGUUCACCUCAAGACCAAGAGGUGGUGGACUACAAUUGGGUAAAAAAACAAAUAAGCCAAUUGCACCAGUUAAUGAACCAUUAUUGAGUAAUCAACCCGCCUUCAGCAAGCCAUCCUCAUCGGCAACUCCACAAUAUCAACAAUCACCUGCACCGGCAUCCAAAACAGCUUCUCCUGGACCACAAGCUCCAAAAAUACCCAACAAUGGUAUACUUGUUACUGUUAAUGAAAAAGUCAAUGCUCGUUUAUCUCGUGAAGGAUCAGUUGUAUCCUCCGAAGUCAAAGGUGAUUUACAAUUGAGAAUCAAUGACCAAUCAUUAGCCAAUGCAAAGAUAUUGUUGAAGAUCGGUGAUAAAGCCGACAAGAAACAAUACAAGACCCACCCAAAUGUUGAUCGUAACUUGUUUCAAAAUGAAAGUAUAUUGACCGUGAAGGAUAAAUCCAAAACAUUCCCAUCGAAUGAUCAAGCUUUGGGUGUUUUGAGAUGGAGAUAUGUUGGUAAACAAGAUGAUUUGACUUCAAUUCCGGUGUUGAUUACCGCUUGGGUCAAUAUCGAUGAUAACUCUACUGCUCAAGUUACGCUAGAGUAUGAAUUAACGUCUGAUUUCACUUCAUCACAUCCAAAUGAAACUUUUAAAGUUGAGAAUGUUAAAGUAUUGAUUCCAAUUGUAAGUCACGAUGUUGUUUUACAAGAAGGUAACGAUGCUAUAUCUUAUGACAUUUUGGAUCAGACUGGAAUUGUAUUCAACAUCGGUUCAAUUGUUCUUGAUGACCCACAAGGUUCAUUUGAAUUUGCUGUACCCGUUGAAGGUGGCGACGAAGAAUCGUUGUUCCCCUUGGAAGUACAAUUUGAUAUCAACAAUGUUGAUUUGGUUGAAAGUGACAUUUCAUUGGGCGGUGUAUCUAUAAUUGACGUGGUUUCAAAUGACGAGGAUGAGAAAUCGUUGCCGUUUGAUUUACAUGCCAAUGUCAUUUCAGAAAGUUAUAUAAUAGAAUAA
Lodderomyces orthopsilosis Co 90-125 is the source of this 1920-nucleotide messenger RNA. RefSeq names its product coatomer subunit delta (gene RET2). The transcript has a single exon. Gene Ontology annotation, biological process: retrograde vesicle-mediated transport, Golgi to endoplasmic reticulum; endoplasmic reticulum to Golgi vesicle-mediated transport; Golgi localization. NCBI's taxonomy places the organism in Eukaryota, Fungi, Ascomycota, Pichiomycetes, Serinales, Debaryomycetaceae. The record is from RefSeq and is a predicted model, not a curated record. Bases 1 to 1920 code for a protein of 639 amino acids. Gene Ontology annotation, cellular component: cytosol; COPI vesicle coat.